Messenger RNA from Pseudocercospora fijiensis CIRAD86, 354 nucleotides. RefSeq lists its product as uncharacterized. Lineage: Eukaryota; Fungi; Ascomycota; Dothideomycetes; Mycosphaerellales; Mycosphaerellaceae. The record is from RefSeq and is a predicted model, not a curated record. Gene Ontology annotation, cellular component: nucleus; cytosol. The transcript is spliced from 2 exons. Gene Ontology annotation, biological process: protein folding; chaperone-mediated protein complex assembly. The annotation marks the transcript as partial. Gene Ontology annotation, molecular function: Hsp90 protein binding; protein-folding chaperone binding.
GUAACAUGGGCUCAGCGCUCAAGCAAAACCGAGGCUGCGAAGAACCACAUCUUCCUCAGCAUCAAUGUCGUCGACGUCGACCCGAAGAAGAUCAAGCUCGACAUUCAGCCAGCCAAGCUCACUUUCUCCGGCUACUCAGAAUCGAAGAAGGCCGAAUACGCAGUCAGCCUAGACUUCUACGACGAAAUCGAGCCCUCAGCAUCCAAAAUCAACCACUCUCCCCGCGCAGUCGAGAUGGUUCUGCAGAAGAAGGAGUUGAACGAGGCAUACUGGCCACGUCUGCUUAAGGACACCAAGAAGGUGCACUUCCUUAAGACCGACUUCGACAAGUGGGUCGAUGAGGACGAGCAAGAC